UCCACUACCUGGUCAUUUUACUUUACUCUCACGCCAGGAAUCUGUGUUCUCCCUGCGGUGUGUGGUCUUCUUCCUUCCAUCCUAUGUUUACCCUGUACCCUUCUGGGUGACAAGCAAAGAGAGCAUGAUGAUCUCAAUGAAGGAAGAGGGAUAUGGGCUAAAAUCCUCACAUAAAUCUCUUGUUGAUCACUUGAAGAAAAAGCUUCAGAAUCCGAAACAAGAGUAUCCGUUAAUCCCUGAGCAGGACAUCUAUCAGUUCGAGCCUGAGGAUAACGUUCACAAGUAUGAUGACAUAUGUGGCAUUACAUCUGGUGAUGAGGAGUGCUACUACUUCUGCCCUUUCCGUGGUCGCAGUGGCAAAGUUAUCAGUAGGUCGACUCCGGAAGGGUUCUGGCAUUCCACUGGUAAGGGAAGGAAGGCCCAGGAAACCGAUCAGACAAAAUGGUCUCAGAGGAAUCUGGUCUAUUACCAUGGUAGUAAGCAGAAACGAGUCUCGACCGACUGGGCUAUGCAAGAAUACACUGUCGAAUCUGAUCCGAGCUUUAGCCUGUGUUACAUCCAUAAGAAGAGGAGAAACAAGAGAAGUAACAAGACCGACUCUGCUGUCCUGCAACCCAAUUACUUGGAUAAUGCCUGUAGACCACCUACGGGAUCUGAAAAUCAAAACAAACCUGAAGAAGUAACCCCAGAGGCAUCUGUGGAUAAGACUAUGGAGCAUCAAACUGGGACUCGCUUGUCAGAUAUGAAUGCAUCAGGGUAUAGUUCACCUUCUCCUCAGGAGGGGGCGUUACCCGCUCAACAGAGACUGUCGUUUCUUGCAGAUGCAGUAACUGAUUGUACGGAGUCACGGGUCUUGAGUGAUCCUCAAUUCCAUCAAAUGUACAUGGUGGAGCAAUCACCUUACCCUAACAAUGCAUCCUCUGAUACAGAUGCCCAACAGCAUGGCAGUUGGCAAUACCCUCUGUAUAUAACUGCUGAAUUGUACGACAAUGGAUCGCUCAAUCUCCUAUCUCCUCCCCAAUGUCAAUAUCCUCAGCAUGUCUUUGCUCAACCAUUCAAUUAUGGACCACCCAAUUUCCAAUCUCCUCCUCAGUAUCACCUUCAAGAUGUCUUUGCUCGAUCAUUCAAUGAUGAAUCAUCGAGUCUACUAUAUCCUCUUCAGCAUGUCCCCCUGUAUCCCCCUGAGUAUCAAAAUCCUCAGAAUGUCUUUACUCGGUCGAUGAAUCGCACACCACCUUGUAUACCAUCUCCUCCUCCGUAUCAACUGAUGAUGCCUAUGGAGGAGAUAUUCCCUUCUAUUGAUGACGGAUUUUCUAACAGCAGUGUUAGCAUUUCCCAAAUGGGUUAUUUUGGACAAGCUAGUGCUGAGAUGCGCUCUCUUUCCAUUGAUCAUGGACCUCAAGAAGUAAAUUUCCGGGCAUCUGUCAAUACGAAAAUGGAGUCGCAAAACCUGCCUCUAUCUUCCAACAUCAAUAUACCAGAGUAUAACAUGUCUUCUCCUCAGCAGACACAGAUAACUGCUGAGGGGAGAUCACCUACUGCUCAAGAUACAUAUUAUGACUCAUUGCAAUUAGCGGAUCUUGACAAUCCGCAAGACCCUCAGAUCCUCAUGAGGGAACAAUCCCCUUGUUCUGAGAACACAUUCGUUGGUGGAUGCGACCAAGAAUAUGGUAACUGGUCCUAUCAUUCGGAUGUUACUCCUGAAGAAGGUGGCAAUAAGUUUAUAUUUCCUCAAACUCCUAUUGAUCAAUCGCUAAAUUAUGUCUUACCGGGAUGUGGAUCUCCUCCUCAGCUUCCGCAUAUGAUGCCUACGGAGGAGAUAUACCCCUUUAAUGGUAAUGCAUCUUUUAACGGUAGAUGUAGUAGUAACAUAAAUUCUCAAUUGGAUAUUCAUGGACAAGGUGCUGAGUUGCCCAUGGUUUCCAUGAAUUGUGGACGUCAAGAAAAAAAUUUCAAGGAAGCUCAACAAUCCACCUUAAAUUUACAAACUCCUACUCCGUCACCAAAUUCCGAUUUACUUUCUCCUGAGGACCUGCAGAUGCUGCAGGAGUUGUUAUCAGUGCCCAACAUGCAACCUUCACCAGAUAGCUCUGGAGGAGGGAGUUCAAGUGCACUUUAUUUUGGUCAAAGCUGUGAUUCUCAGCAUACAGAUCUAGAGGUGACUCGAGGUUUUGCUAUUGAGUCACCACCAUCAACUCAAUAUUCGGAUCUGGACUCAAUGUUAGCUAAUUUUUUCGCUUCUUCUCCACCACCAGAGGUAGUAGUGGGAAAGAGUUUAUGUGGACAAGUUAGUACAGUUACUGGAGGAUAUAGCACAGAAUACUGUGGGGUGCCAUAUGCUUCAGGAGGUACUUACAAGACAAGCAAUCAUAUGUCUGCAGGGUGUUGAAAAUUAUGAAGCCCUCGGAACUUUGCAAGAGGAUGAUCUGUCUUACUUCAGGGCAUCUGUUCAAGCUACCCUGCAUCGAAAUUUUCCGACGUAAUCUUCAAGUUACAGCCUCUUAAGGCCACCGCUUCAAUCCUUUGCUAUCAAAAUCCCCAACUCAGCUAUCUAGUUUAUGCUGUUCAAGCAUUGUACGUAUCGAUGUAUAGGAUAGCGAAUCUAAAUUCAGUACUAUCCAAAAAAUAUUGGUUCUCAUACCGGGAGCUACAUCAGGAGGUAAUAUGGAGUUAGGUUAAGAAAGUUAUGUGAAAGACUCCUCUAUCCACAAUAAUUUUAUUGGUGGAUCAACAGAGGAGAGAGUACAUUGGAAGUAGACUUCAGGAGUUGUGUGAAUCAAGUGCUCCAAUCAUCGUGUGAUAGAUUGGUCAUUUGAUUUAGUGUUCAGGUGCCUGAGAUGUUAUCUACUUCCUACUACCGGAGGUUCCUUAGAGGAGAGACAGUAUAUCGAAAAUUGAACUUCAGGUGUUGUGUGAAUCAAGUGCCCCGAUCAUCGGGUUAUAGAUUGGUCAUUUGAUUAAGUGUUUAGAUGCCUGAGAUGUCUUCUACUUCCUACUAUGGGAGGUUCUAUAGAGGAGAGACGGUAUAUCGGAAAGUAGACUUUAGGGAUUGUGUGAAUCAAGUGCUCCGAUCGUGUUAUAGAUCGGUCAUUUGAUUUUAGUGUUCAGAUGCCUCAUAUGUCUUCUACUUCCUACUAUGGGACAUUGGAUUGUGCCUCAGUUGUAUUGAUGUAUUUCCUACUAUGGGACAUUCAGCUAUAUCUAUGGAUCUAGUUUGUAACUAAUUAAGGAGCCACCGCUGUAAUGUGGAUCUGCUUCUUUCUUCUUCUUUUUUUUCCCCUUAUUCAAACAGUAAAUAUUGCAGAAGCUUGUAUUUUUAUUUGAAUGAUGAAUUAUGGUUGCAGAUGUAACAGCAGGUUGUCUAAGUUUCAUAUUGAAAAUUAAUUGAAUUUAGCUUGUUUAUGCA
Messenger RNA from Punica granatum (pomegranate), 3406 nucleotides. The record is from RefSeq and is a predicted model, not a curated record. Lineage: Eukaryota; Viridiplantae; Streptophyta; Magnoliopsida; Myrtales; Lythraceae.